AUGAGGGCGGGCGACGGGCGCGUUCCGAGACCCCGGAAGUUUCUCUCAGCGGCCCGCACGCUGGUGCGAGCUUGUCCCGCGCGGCCUCAGGUGUCGCGUCCCCGUCGGUCAUACCUGCCCAGGUCGGAGGGUCGCCCGGAGGACUUUUCAGAGAACCCGGAAAGAGGCGGAGAUGGAGAAAGGGUCUGCAAGCUUUGGGCUGAUGUUGUGUGGCCAGGAGCAGAUUCUGCUCAUAGCCCAGGAUCCUGGCGGCCAGGUGUGGCGUCCCAUAGAAAGCCAGACGGUAAAAGGCUGAAGGCAACAAACGGCACUUCCGCCCUGCUCCGCUACGUGACCUACAGCUGGCUCUUCUCUCAGAAUCAAGCCUUCAACGUUGUCAAUCAGGGCCUGAAGGAGGUCCGUCCACUCAGAGCGCGAGGGAUCGAGCCUCAUCCAAUCAGAGCCGGGGGCGGGCGCGUCCCCUCUUGCGGGGACGUCGCUCUCCGCCUCCUGGACGUCCAGCGCGCCUCAUGGGGUCCAGGUGUCCCAUCGCUGUCCCUCUUACCUGCGCGGGCGGUCGGGCCUCAGGGCCGCGGAGAGGACGUCGUGAGAACCGAGAGCGGGGCUGAGAUGGACUCGGUGGUUUUUGAGGACGUGGCUGUGAACUUCACGGCAGAGGAGUGGGCUUUGCUGGACCCAGCUCAAAGGAAGCUCUACAGAGACGUGAUGCUGGAGACCUUCAGGAACCUGGCCUCCGUGGAUACUGAAACCACCACUAGGUGAAUGAAGUAAACUGCAUGAUUCCCACAAGCACGUAGACCCCAGACCAAUUGGAACCAGAAGGUUUAUGAUGUUCACGCCUGAUUACCUCACCACCAACCAAUCAGAAGAACGUCACCAGCUGAUCACGCACACACACCACCCCCUCCCUCACCCCAUCUUUAAAACCCUUUCCCUGAAAACUACUGGGGAGUGAGUCUGGGGCUUUUGAGCACUAGCUGCCUGGACUCCUGGCUUGGCGCCUGCGAUAAACACUGCCCUUUCCUUCACCAAAACCCGGGUCAGUAAACUGGCUUUACUGCCCGCAAGUGAGCACACCCAAUUUGGUUCGGUAACAUCCCCUUUAUCCUGAAAUACUUACGUGGCUGUUCCGAAACAGCCAACUAGGAGGUUUUGCUAGUGAAAGGGCGCCCUCUUGUGGUCACUACUUUUCUCCACUGAACGCUUUCUUUGUAUAUUGUGGAUACAAUUUGUCAGUGUCUGUUUCACAAAUAUCUUCUUGCUGCGGCUUGCCUACUUGCUUUCUUCACAGUGCCUUUCAAUGAGCAAAUGUUUAAAAAUUUAAUGACCUACUUGAUCUUUCCUUUGUGUGUAUUUGCCACAUUUUGUAUCCUAGCUAAGAAA
This is a messenger RNA of Physeter macrocephalus (sperm whale), 1383 nucleotides long. RefSeq lists its product as uncharacterized. Bases 1 to 762 code for a protein of 253 amino acids. Lineage: Eukaryota; Metazoa; Chordata; Mammalia; Artiodactyla; Physeteridae. Gene Ontology annotation, biological process: regulation of DNA-templated transcription. The record is from RefSeq and is a predicted model, not a curated record. The transcript is spliced from 4 exons.